Porites lobata is the source of this 390-nucleotide messenger RNA. NCBI's taxonomy places the organism in Eukaryota, Metazoa, Cnidaria, Anthozoa, Scleractinia, Poritidae. The record is from the annotation of a GenBank genome assembly.
AUGACGGAACUUGGAGUCUUCUCUUCCUUGUUCAUUGCUCACUGUGUUUUUAAUGGCUUCUUAAGUUAUACCUGUACCAUGUUGAACAUUGUUACAAUUCACGCACUGAGAAAAACUCCAUCAUUGCCGAUGACUUUAAAAGCAUUGCUCCUGAGUCUGUCUGCUUCUGAUCUUGGUGUCGGUUUAAUAGUCCAGCCUUUAUACGUCGUACGCCUUAUUAUGAUUAGUGGAGAAAAAAAUCAAACUCAAACUUACACAAUAAUAGAACACAUGGUUCUAAUAACAGGAAAUCUUUUCUCUUAUGCUUCCUUCCUUGGUGUUGUGGCCUUAGCGGCAGAAAGAUUCUUGGCUAUUCAUUUUCAUCUCCGAUACCAAGAAAUCGUGACUUGA